CAAAUAAAAAUUUUUCUGUAGAGUAUUCAUCAAAUUGUUCUGGAACAUUAUGGAUGCGUAAGGCAUCAUCCAUAAUCAAAAUUAAGCACAAUAUAUUUGUAAAAUAGUAUAUUUAAAAAUAAUUAUUCGCGUUUUGUGAAAAAUUAAAGUGAAAGAAGAAAAGCAAUAAUUCCAUAGUUGUGGCUAAGAAAAACAGACACAUCCUAAACAAAGAAAACUUGGGUGCUAAAGUAAGGCUUGGAUUUUAAUAAAGGUGCAUUGACUUGGGUCAAUCGACGCUGCAAAAUUCCCCACUUCAGUCAUAUAACAGCAUCCUGUUUAUACAUAUUUGGAUAAAACAACUUUAAAAAAAUAAACUACGUUGUUUCUUUGUUUCUAAGAAGAAAAAAAUAAACUGAAAUCGUGCAUUUAAAAGUAAACAGUGGUUGAAUAAAAGUGAAUACAAAAAAAAAAACACUCCAAAACAGAAACGAACGACGCAAAAUGCCAGCUGACUCAGUUUCAAGGAUGGAUUCAAAUAGCUCAAAUAAUGAACAAAAUUUACUUGACAACAUACUAGGAACUUCACCUGGUGCUAAGAGCCUACGGGAGCGCACCGAAAGUGAAAGUUCAGACAAAUUAGCUCGAUUUGUUUUACCGAGUAUGGAUGGAAGUCCACCAAAAAUACUGACACUUAACGAAUUAUCAACGGUGCUAAAAAAUAUACAAAAUAUGGAAUUAGCUCAUGAAAUUGCUUUAAAUCCGGAGUUUAAACUUGAACCAUACGAACCACCAGAAGACAGCCUUGAAAGUCGAAUAAAAGAAAUAAUGCAUAAAGCAUUCUGGGAUUUGUUACGUGAACAAUUGCAACAAGAUCCACCCUGCUAUGAUCAUGCAAUACAAUUAUUGACCGACAUUAAAGAAUGCUUUCCACAGAUCUUAUCACCCAAAAACAUGCGUGCUUUAGAUCGCAUAGACGAUGUACUUGACGCGGAUGUCAUAAGACAACAAGCUGAAAAGGGUGUUCUUGAUUUUAGAUCUUAUGCUCUAUUCGUCAUAGAUAUGUUGUCGAAAUUAUGUGCACCAGCACGCGAUGAAACUGUGCAGAAUUUGAAAAAAAUUGAGGACGUUGUGGAUACAUUUAAGGGUAUUUUGGAAACAAUGUCUUUAAUGAAACUCGAUAUGGCAAAUUAUUUAAUAGAUUUUGCACGUAACGAUAUAAUGGCUAAUUCCGUCGAAUAUGAAAAGGAAAAAUUUAAAGAAUAUCUACAAAUUUAUAAAUUUGGAUUUCCAGCUACGGAAAACUGGCUGAAAAGAAAUCGUACACUUGAUGAUAAUAACGUACCUUGCACUGCCGAACAAGCUAUAAACAAUGCCUAUAUAGAUUUAGUAGAUUGGAGUGAAGAGAAUAAGUUCCCCGAGGUUCUAUCAAUGGACAAAGAUCGUUUGCUUAAAUUUACGAAUAGAGCUAAUCGACUCUGUGCUUGUGCUUCUCUUAUUGCACUUUCUUCAGCUUUGCCUAUUAUAUCUCAACGCACAGAUAAUCGAGUUGCUUUAGCUAAACAAAUUGAAGUAUUAAUGCAGGAUGUUAUUACUGAAAAAGACAUGUCUGAGGCUAUAACUAAUAUUUUUGAACAAAUCAAGAGUUUCAUAAAUAAAUGUUUAAACAAAGAAAAUCAACCAAAUGUGGAAGAAGAAACUUUAAACCUUUUAAAAAUGCAUAUAAUGCAAAUUGCAGACAAAAACAGCUCUGUGCGAACUUUAAUGAUGAAGCGAUUGAAAGUCUUUUUCCGACUGGGAAUGCGUUCAAAUGCUGGUUUGCCAGCACCACCACCAGGAUUUGAGCAUUUUAAAGAUGAGUUGGAAGCUUAUACCACUGCCUUGAAACGGGUUAUUAAAUAUAAUCACAACGUAUUUGGUGAUUAUUUUUUAAAAGUUUUAACUCAGGAACGACAAGUAACCGAAACUAGUACGACUGUUGAAAAUACCGAAUCCAAUAAUUAAAGGUAUAAGGCGUGUCCAAAGUUGUAUUAAACGUGGGUAUCAAUAUUUUGGUUUUUUUUUGGAUUAAAUCAAAAACUAGACUGAAGCCAAGGAAACGCAUACAUACUGUCUGUUAAUAAUGGUAGUGAUGGCUUC
This is a messenger RNA of Teleopsis dalmanni, 2118 nucleotides long. RefSeq names its product T-complex protein 11-like protein 1. The transcript is spliced from 8 exons. Gene Ontology annotation, biological process: signal transduction. NCBI's taxonomy places the organism in Eukaryota, Metazoa, Arthropoda, Insecta, Diptera, Diopsidae. The coding region runs from base 484 to 1983 and encodes 499 amino acids. The record is from RefSeq and is a predicted model, not a curated record.